AUUUUCAUUCUAUUUCAAAAAAUUUUGGCGCCAUCUGCCUCAAAUUGAUUGAUCAUCUUUAGAGUUAAGUGAUCCUUCAAGUUGAUAUUACAGGAUCAUAAAUAAUAAAGAUCCGUCAGAGAGAGUCUGUGCCCAAUUUGUAUCCGGUGUGAUAGCAGUAUUUUAAAUUAUAGUUUUUAUGUGUUUUUAAUUCUGAACAACUCUGAGCGAUAAAUGAGAUAUGUGGUCAAGUGAUGACGAAUGGGUAAAUGAUGCCAAUAUACUGGAUCCUGGAGAUAACAGUAUUGAUACUACUAUCCAUAAGACAAAAGACAAAGAACUAUGCUCCUCCAGUAACGAUUGCGAAAUCUCUGCAUCAAAUUUCACUGCAGGAGAACCUCAAAGUUAUCCCAUUAAUUCAGCUCAAGAAAAAAAGACAAAGUUGGAAAGUGAGAGACAGAAUGAUAGUAGAUCCUCCACUGAUAUGAGAAAUAUCCAUGUCGAAAAACCCAUAUCAAGAAUGGCUUUAAAUGAUAAUAAAGCUGGCAUGCAAGGCUUGGAUAAAGAAAAAAUAAAUAAAAUCAUUCACGAAGCAUCGAAAGGUAGGUUUGAUGAUGCUGUAGUGUGGAUCGAAAAACUGUAAUUAUAUGAACAAUCUUAGGGUCUAAGUUUUAUCAAAAUGAAUUAAGAAAAGAGAAACAAUUAGAAGAGAGAGUUAAAAGGCAAAGAGCUCAAUUAAAUAAGUUUACAGAAGAGCAGAUUGAAGCCGCAAGGAAAAAAGCCGACAAAGUUUUGGCCGAAUUGGAAGCAUUCAGGGACCUUUCUAGAAUAAUGGUCCAUGUUGAUAUGGAUAUGUUUUAUGCAGCAGUAGAAAUGAGAGAUGAUCCUUCUCUUAGAGAAAAGGCAAUGGCUGUUGGAGGAAAUUCGAUGUUGAGUACUUCCAACUAUAUUGCUCGCCGUUUUGGCGUAAGGGCAGGAAUGCCUGGUUUCAUUGCAAAAAAGCUGUGCCAAGACCUUACUAUUAUUCGGCCCCAUUUCUUUAAAUAUAAAGCUGUUAGUAAACAAGUUCAAAAAGUGUUUGCAACUUAUGAUCCAAAUUUUUCAAUGAUGAGUUUGGAUGAAGGUUAUUUAGAUUUUACAAGUCAUAUGCAAUGGAGACGUGAAAGUGAAGAUUCAGAGAGAACUGUACCUGUUGUUUGGAGGAGUGAAGAAAUGUGUUUUUGCGAAAAGUAUUGUCCUAAAUAUGUAUACGACGAAAAUCAAGGUCAGGAAGAAAUCCCAGAGAAAAAUGAGGAUAUCUCAUCCAGUCCUGAUUUAUUUGAUGAGGAUGAUAGUAAUGAGGAAAAUAUAAAAGCUAGUGGAGAAAAUUUACCAGAUUUUUGUGAAAAUUGUGAAAAAAGAAUUUUCAAAACAGCACCAUUUGAUGCAGUUCUUUUUGGGCUGGAUAUAAAUGAAGCAGUCAAGGAAAUGCGCUUUCGUAUUGAACAAUCAACACAUUUAACUGCCAGUGCGGGUAUCGCUCCAAAUACUCUGUUGUCUAAAGUGUGUUCAGACAUGAACAAGCCGAAUGGUCAAUAUCGAGUACUUCCAACCAGGGAGGACGUAAUCAAUUUUAUCGAUGAACUACCAAUACGAAAGAUUAGUGGAAUUGGUAAAGUUUGUGAAAAAAUGCUAUCAGGAAUGGAAAUUAAAUACUGCCAAGAUUUGUUCAAAAAACGAGGAGAAUUACAAUUAAUAUCGUCUGACAUUUCAUUUCGUUAUUACAUGAAAAUCUCCUUAGGAAUAGGUUCUACUUUUGUUAGCAGCCAUGGAGAAAGAAAGAGUAUGAGUGUAGAAAGAACUUUUAGAGAAAUGACUGAUAGAGAUGAAAUGUAUAAGAAAUGUUUAGAUUUGUGUAAUGAACUUGGAGGAGACUUAAAAAGACAUAACUUAGUGGGUAAAACGAUUACUCUCAAGAUAAAGAAGUCUGAUUUUUCUGUUAAAACAAAGGCUCAAACAAUAGCGAAUUUUACGGAUGAUUAUGAACUAAUUUUCAAAACUGCUUAUGAUUUAUUAGAAACUGAAAUAAUGAAUUCUAAAUUGCUGAAACUUAGACUUAUGGGUGUGCGAAUGUCAACUUUACAAGAAAGUAGCAAAAUAACCAGUAAACAGAACGAUAUUAAGGGAUUUUUAACAAAUAUGAAAAAGAAAGUUGCGAAACGAAGUGCAGAAAAACCAGAUCUUAUUAAGAAGGGACUAAAGCGAGAUGCUGAAAAACGAGAAACUAUCAACAUCAAAAGAAGGGCCUCAAAUAAUUUAAAAGAUAUGUUUGCUAAGAUAAAAGAGACUAGAAAAGUUGAGGCCGAUGAUGAAGAUGAUAUUAUAGUUGUCUAUGAGAAAAUAACUGAUAAAAAAUAGAAUAUUUUAUUCGAAAAUCUAAUAUUCUUCCAUGAGAUUUUUUUCUAUUAUAUCUACUUUUAUAGGUAAAGAGUUUCAAAUAUCGAAACA
This is a messenger RNA of Dimorphilus gyrociliatus, 2466 nucleotides long. Lineage: Eukaryota; Metazoa; Annelida; Polychaeta; Dinophilidae. The record is from the annotation of a GenBank genome assembly.